AUGGCUAGCUCUAUAUCAGCUUCCAAGCAAGCCAAUCUCCUUCAGACGUGGAACAAAUAUCGCGGCGUGGACCUCCGUAGCGAAGCUGAAGCUUCCAACUCGUGCGUUGGUUUUCUCGGUAAAAAGCGAACGCUCUCGAAACAUCUCUCGUUUGCCGACCUCACAACACCCUCGGGCGACAUCAUACAGGUCUGCUCCAAUGGCGAAAUCGACAAAGAUGCCCACGCAGAUUUCCGGCAAAUACCGGCUUUUAGCCCAGUCAUUAUUAACAUCCGAGCUCCAAACGCAGAGGAGCAAGGCCGCGACAGCUCCGACAAGACGACAGUAUAUCUCGACGACAUUCGCGCCCUCAACAGUGUCCCCAAGGAACUUAUUGUUACGCCGGAAACUAUCUUUCCUCAGACGAAGCGCCACCUGCAGAUUCGAUUUCAUCCAGAAAUCCAAGCCCGGCUCGAGUUUCGCUCAUGGCUGAAGAAUGUACUGCACCAGGGACUCGUGCAGAAAGGCUUCACGGACAUUGAGACGCCUACGCUCUUCAAGUCGACACCAGAAGGUGCGAGAGAGUUUCUUGUUCCCACGAGGCAGCGAGGAACCGCCUACGCGUUGACUCAAAGUCCGCAGCAGUACAAGCAGGUGCUUAUGGCGAGUGGCAUCUCGCGCUAUAUGCAAUGGGCGCGUUGCUACCGUGACGAGGACUCACGGGCAGACCGCCAGCCUGAAUUUUCACAGCUCGAUAUGGAGUGGGCAUUUGCUGGUGCGGCUACAGUGCGCCAGGAUAUAAACGAUAUAAUCAUGGCCGCGUUGACAGCACUCAAGCCUUCUUGCUAUCAAGAUAUGCGGGGGGAGAGAAUCCCUAUGGUGCGCAAAAUUUCAGCAAAAGAGGAUUCUGGCUCCGAAGAAGCGCAUCAAUUCACAACUCUCAAGUUUGCAGAGUGCAUAUCUUCGUAUGGCUCUGACAAGCCUGACCUGCGAAUCCCGGGGCGCAUUCAUGCCAUCAAGGACAUGGAACCUUAUCAAACCUUUGUUGGAAUGAUUACUCAUCUGGAGAAUCCCACGAUUGAAGCCUUCUCCUUACGACUGACUGAUAGCUCGCCGGAAGAGUCACGGCGAUUCGUCAUGAAGUUUAUGGACAAUCUGCCAUCCGAACUGGGGGAGAACCCGGAAGGCAAGCCGCAGGUCCUCAUCUUUGAUUCCAGAAAGCCCCUAUGCGGCUUCUCCUCAAUUGGGUUCGAAUAUGAACCUCUAAUUGAUCACAUUACCCAGGGAGAGGAACUCAACGAUGGUGACCUAGUCGUGUUCCAAGCCCGAGAAACACCACAAGGACAGUACUGUUCGGGCUCUACCAAGAUUGGCGAUUUACGCAUUGCGCUCUGGAAGGCGCUCAUCGAGCAGGGCUACAUGACAAAACCGCGCAACGGCGAGCCGGGCUCCCUCCAAUUUGUCUGGGUCACCGAAUUUCCCAUGUUCAAGCCCACCGAAGAGAAUGAGCCAGGCCAAGAGGGCGCGGCCGGCAUCGCGGCAUCCCACCACCCGUUUACCGCUCCCCUUUCCGAAAACGACCUCCAACUACUCUUCACCAACCCCCUCGAUGCCAAGAGCGCCGCCUACGACCUCGUCCUCAACGGUGUGGAGAUUGGCGGCGGCAGUGUCCGCAAUCACGUCGCUGAUGUGCAGGACUUCAUCAUGCGCGACGUGCUUCAGAUGACGGACAAGCGCAUCGCCGACUUUUCCCACCUGUUUGAGGUGCUGCGCGCCGGGUGCCCGCCGCAUGCUGGCUUCGCCCUGGGUUUUGACCGCAUGGUGGCGCUGCUGACGGACACGUCGACGGUCCGCGACGUCAUUGCUUUCCCCAAGACGAUGAAGGGCGAGGAUGCUUUUGUCAAGUCGCCGAGCAAAAUUACGGAUGAGCAGCUUGCGCCGUAUGGAUUGCAACUGCGAAGAGCAAAGUAA
Cordyceps militaris CM01 is the source of this 1950-nucleotide messenger RNA. RefSeq names its product aspartyl-tRNA synthetase. Gene Ontology annotation, biological process: aspartyl-tRNA aminoacylation. Gene Ontology annotation, cellular component: cytoplasm; mitochondrion. The record is from RefSeq and is a predicted model, not a curated record. Bases 1 to 1950 code for a protein of 649 amino acids. Lineage: Eukaryota; Fungi; Ascomycota; Sordariomycetes; Hypocreales; Cordycipitaceae. The transcript is spliced from 2 exons. Gene Ontology annotation, molecular function: ATP binding; aspartate-tRNA ligase activity.